Messenger RNA from Closterium sp. NIES-67, 2105 nucleotides. The record is from the annotation of a GenBank genome assembly. NCBI's taxonomy places the organism in Eukaryota, Viridiplantae, Streptophyta, Zygnematophyceae, Desmidiales, Closteriaceae.
GGCAAGGGGCUGUUGUUUGGGAUCAGCAAAUCCAUAGGAGGGGCCCUGGGUAAGGAAGGGAAGGAGAAGAAGGAGAAAGAGGAGAAGGAGAAGGAGAGGAGGAAGAAGGAGAAGGGGGAGAAAGAGAGUACGGUGGGAAGCAGCUUCGUGGCAGCUGCAGCAGCCAGAGCAGCGGCAGCUGCUGCCACAAAGGAGCAGCUUGGGGCCGCUGCUGGAUCAAGAGGUGGGGGAGGGGGGGACGGGGUGGGAGGAGGGGGGGGUUGGAUUGGGAGGAUGAGUCCAGGGGGGAGUGCUCAAGGUAGUGCUGGUGGUGGUGGUGGCGGUGGUGGUGUUGGUGCUGGUGGCGGUGAUGCUGGUGGUGGCAGCAGGGGCGGCACGGGUGUGAGCAGCAACAGGAGCAGCAGCAGCAACCUGCACCAGCAGGAGCAGGCGCCAGCAUUAGAAGCUUCUGGAGUGUCUAGUGCCAUAUCGACUGAGCAACAGCAGCAGCAGCAGAAGCAGACUCAGCAGUACCAGCAGCACUACCAGCAGCAGCAGUUUCAGCAGGAGGCAGAUCGCGAGUCAGUGAGCGAGCGAGACUCAAUCUCAGAGCGGGGAGCCGAUGCCGAGGACACAGAAGGGGAGAGCGUCGACGGGGAGAGUGUGGAGGGGGAGAGCACAGAGGGGGACCGCGGCGACGGGAGCAUCAGCGGUGGUGGGGUUGGGAGUGGCAGUGGGAGGAAGGGGCGGAAGGGGACGAAGAAGGCGGGGUUGCGGGGGUGGCUGACAAAGAAGCUGCACGCGUCCUCCUCCUUGCCCCCUGCUAGUCCGGAACGAGGGGGCGGGCUCGCCUCCCGGUCCGUUCCGACCCGCCCCGGUGGGAGCCCGGGCCGCCUGUUGGAAAGCCCAGGUGGCUCGCCUAGCCAUGGUGGGGUUGGCCUGUCGCCUGGCCGGGUUGGCCCGGGGGCGAAAGGUGGCAGCAGCUCACAGGAUGGGAUCAGCUUGGCGCACAGCCGAGGGGGGUCGUGGGAGGACGGGCCAGGAGGUGGUGUUGGCGGGGGCAGUGGUGGUGGUGGGGGCAGUGUGGCUACUGUGUAAUGGUGUUACUGGGGGCCGUCCAGGCAUGUCAUGGCUGGAUUGGCCCGGGGGUUAAAGUUAAAGAUGGCAGUGGCUCACAGGAUGGGGUGAGCCUGCUGCACAGCCGAGGGACGUCGUGGGAGGACGGGCCUGGGGUGGUGGGGGCACUGAUGCUGCUGUUGCUGCUGCUGCUGCUGCUGGUUGCAGUGUGAGUACUGUGGAUUGGAGUAGCUUGAGCACAGGCAGUGCUGGCAGCACUGCCGACGAAGCGAACUCGCCUAGGCACGGUGGGAGGGAUCAGCUUGUUGCUUAGCUGAGGAGGGUAGCUUGACACUUAGCCGAGGGGGGUUAUAGGAAGGAGGCCCGGCAGGGGGUGACAUUUGAGUUGACUCAAGAGGAGGGGCCUUGGAGGGGUGGGUGUAUUGAAAGUGAUGCAAGUGGUGCUGCUGGUGCUGGUGGUGUUGUUGCUGCUAGUGGUGGUGCUGUGGAGUGGUGUAGCAGCGCCAGAGCUUAUCCCUUUCUCCCUCGCCCUCCUACACCCGCUUCUCCCAUCCCUUCCUCCUGUCUCCUCACCCCACUACCUCAGAGGGUUGAAAACUCUCCUGUCCUCUCCUUGUGCACGUUUGUCCCCCCACCCCUUCCCCCCUUCCCCUCCCCCCCUCCCCCAUCCCCUACCCCUCGUCCCUACCCUUCCCCACCUUGUAUUUUAGAACCUCACCUCACCCUUCCUAGUGUUAUCGCUCAAAGGUCUUCGAUGCAUGUGCCGAGAGACUCUAGGUGCUAAGUGUCGAAGUUCUUGGUCACGAGUGAGUGAUACACUUUGUAUCACUUAGCACUUAAGGUACUAGGUUCAGAUACAAACGAGCUCAGUAGGGCAGAUCUCCGGACGUCACAUUGGACUUGCGAUUGCAGCAUUUUGUUUGUUUUCCCAUAAUUUGCCUGCUAUGCUGCACUGUCUGUAGUGUUGCCAGCACAACUAUUUAUGCUAGACAAUGUUUGCCCAGUAGCUCAACUAAGGGUGAAUUCCUAUUGUUGUAAAUACCUCGAAG